GUGUUUUAUUACACAAACCAUGUAACACAAACCACAGAUUUACUGUCAUUUCACUGCAUCAUCAGGACGUUUUGUCUUUACUUCACAGUGAGUUGAGGACAUUUAAUCCCUCACACACACACACACACGCUUCACCAUGUCACCAGUGCUGCCUCAAAGUGAAUUUUCAUGCUUGCUGCCUGCUUUUCACGCUCGGUUACAGCUGUGACGAGUCACUUCCUCUCUGCACCGACACAAAAACACCAUCUUUGUCUUUGUCGAGAAGAAGACGACGACGAAAGUAUGGGACAGCAGGCCAACCUUAACUCCGCCCCCCUCUUGUUCCUCCUCUCCCUGUGCUGGGCUCAGAGGGAGGGGCCGACCUGUGACCGCUGUGACCUGCGAUUCUCCUGCGACUGCUCCCGCUGUGGGUUUGUUCGCGUUCCUGUGGUUACAGACCGUGCAGUUUCUCUGGAUCUAUCCUUCAACAACAUCACCUCGGUCGCCAAAGACGACCUGAGAGGCCACACCCACCUGAAGGCUCUGCUUCUUCAUGGUAAUGGACUGGCUGAGAUCCACGCAUCAGCGAUGGACUCCCUUAAGAACCUGGAGGACCUCGACCUGUCAGACAAUCAGCUCACGUUCCUGAACCGCCAAUGGUUCAGCGAGCUCGGCUCUCUGCGGCGGCUGAACCUGCUCAACAACCCGUACAGCUGCGUGGGCUCAAUGCCGGUGUUUGAGCGGCUGCUCGGGCUGAGGUGGCUGGGGUUCGGAGGCCCUGCUCUGGUCGAGAUAAAGAGAGGAGUUCUGUGGGGAGUCACACAGCUGGAGGAACUUGUUGUCCACGCCAACAACCUGACCAGGUACGAGUCUGGGGCUCUUGCGUAUGUUUGGCCGUUGGGUCACGUCACUUUGAGCCUCCGCGGACCGUUUCUAACAAAUGCAGCUUUGGCUUCGGCUGUGCUCGCUGACGUCACGUACCCAGAGACGCCCAUCGUCCUGGUGGACCUCCAUCUGCUCGGGAGUGAGGCUGUUCAGCCGUUAAGAGAGGCGGCGAAAAGGAGGGUCAGGCACAUGACCUUCCGUAACAUUUUUGUUACUGAUAAGGCCAUAGUCGACCUCCUGGAGGUUUUGGACGGAGUUCCAGUCUCCACCUUGUCCAUGGAUGGCGUCACACUGUCCGGAGUGGGCAGGUGGGAGAAAGCAAACUGGACCGAUCAAAGAAGCAUAGACAGGUUCUUCUUACGAGACACUAUGGUGUUGGAGGUCUAUAAGUUUGUGUCGUUCCUGCAGCUGGGGUUUCUGCUGCAGUACCCCAGGAUGGUGUCCGUCAUAAACGCCAGGGCGUUUGUGAUUCCAUGUGCCACCACUGGCCUUUUCAUGAACCUGCAGUACCUGGACCUGUCUGACAACCUGCUGACGGACUUGACCUUGACUGAGACUCUGUGCGAUGGAAAUGGCACACUUAAGGACCUCCGUGUUUUAAACAUCAGCGGAAAUACUCUCAAGUCUUUGUCCACAUUGAGUCGACUGGUGGCAAAACUUCACAAACUGACCCACUUGGACAUCAGCAGGACCCACUACAGCUUCAUGCCCCAGAGCUGCUCCUGGCCCUCCACCCUGUGGCACCUCAACAUCUCUGGAGCUAAACUCACGACUGUCACCCCCUGUCUACCAACAACUCUGCAGGUGUUGGAUCUGAGCAACAAUGACCUACAGGGCUUCACCAUGGCCCUGCCCACCCUGAGAGAGCUCCACCUGUCUGGGAAUAAGUUUCUAAAGCUGCCUGUGGGAAGUUUGUUCCCCAGUCUUCAAACACUGACCAUACAGUCCAACACCUUGAACAUGUUCAGCCGUUCAGACCUCCAGUCGUACCGACGACUCCAGAACCUCCAAGCCGGUCACAACAAGUUUGUCUGCUCCUGCGACUUUGUCCCCUUCAUCCAGUCGAGCAUUAAAGGAGAUGAAGGUGUGCAUUUAACAGACGAGGAGGAGGGCUAUGUCUGUGACGCUCCUCUCUACCUGCAGGGGCAGGCGGUGGGUCACGUCCACCUGUCUGUCGUUGUAUGCCACAGAGUUUUGUUUGUGCUGUUGUGCUGCGGUGUGGUGUUGUUUGUUGGGAUUCUGGUCAGCGUCCUGCUGUGGCGCCUUCAUGCCUUCUGGUACCUCGGGAUGAUGCGGGCGUGGCUGAGGGCCAAGCGGAGCUCCCGGCAGCGGCGACUCCGAGAUGAAGCAGGUUCAGAAGCGCUGCUGUCCUUUGAUGCAUUUGUUUCCUACAGCGAAAGAGAUGCUGGCUGGGUAGAAUCCUUUCUGGUACCUGAGCUGGAGGAGUCAGGAGAGACCGACGACGACUCUCCGCCUCUGACCCUGUGUCUCCACAAGCGGGACUUCCUCCCCGGGCGGUGGAUUGCAGACAACAUCAUGAGCGCCAUCGAACGCAGCAGGCGGACAGUCUUCGUCCUGUCCGAGAGUUUUGUCCAGUCCGAGUGGUGUCGCUACGAGCUGGACUUCUCCCAUUUCUGGCUUUUCGAUGGGAACACCAGUGGCCAGCCGGCCAUCUUGAUCCUGCUGGAGCCGCUGCCAAAGGACAACAUCCCCAAACGUUUCUGCAAACUCCGCAAACUCAUGUGCUCGACCACGUACCUGGAGUGGCCUCAGGAUGACGAGAGGAGGGGGGAGUUCUGGAGAAGUCUCCGAAGCGUUUUGAGAGGAAGAGGACAGGAUGACUGAAAAAGACAACGUGAUGGAGGAUGAAAACAACAGGAAGGAGGAGAGGGAGAAACAAAAGUAGCUUCGGGGAAAGUGUAGAAAAGGAAACAUUGGAGGAAAGAAAAGACUAAGACAGGGGAUGAAGGUUUAACUUAAAUUGAUAGUUAAUGUUUUUUAAGGAGUGGUGGUAUGAGGUAUGGACAGUUUUGACUGAGUCAUGAGCGCCCCCAUGUGCCGAGAACAUGCUGAAGUAAAGCAGGCACGGGUGGGUAAAACCGCUCACUCUCCCACACCAAAGAUCACAGCACACAGUGUUUGUUGAUCCACUGCUGCCUCCAUCACUAAAUCCAAAUGUCUUAUUUUGUCACUUCAGCAUUUUAAAUCCCUUAUUUAGAUUCACCACAAUGACACAAACUGACCACACGAGGGAGCAGUAGACCAGCAUUUUCCUGUGUCCCCGUGAGCUAAAAUCACUGACUUACUCUUUGGUGUGGGAGCUUUCAGCUACUGGAUGGUGCUCUCAAUCACAGCAUAGGCACAGCCUUUAUAUUAGUAGAGUUUAGAUACUGUAAAGAUUUCUUUUGAUUUACAUUAUUAAAGUAAGCUUAUCGCUUUCCAAACAGAGUGAAUAUGAAAAAAUGGCUCAUUAAUAAGUAAAUAUUAAUUAAUUUAUUAAUAAAUUAAAUGAAAGCACCAUAAAUACACACAAAAGAAAACAUACACACAAACCCAUGGAGUCGCCCCCAUAUGCUUAUCGUUUUUGGAAAAAUGACAUUACAUUACAUUACAUGUCAUUCAGCAGAUGCUUUUAUCCAAAGUGACUUACAAGGGAAUUGAGUACAACCUGCCAGGGAUGGAGUUGAACUUGACCAUGAAGAAAUGGCUCAUAAAUGAGUCUUAAAAGCAUCAUAAAUGAAAUGACACGUAGGCUCAUUGAUUGAAACAUGCACACAAACACAUGGAGUCGCCCCCUGGUGGUAAUUCCAUAGAACACAGGUUUCAGGUACUGCUAAAAUGGCUUCUCUCCACAUACAGUCUAUGAUCACCUGUGCUACCUUUUUAACAACACAACACUUUUGAGAACUGAUGUCAACAGAGGACAAACAAACAAAAUUGCAAAGCUCUUUAAUGUGUAAUAAUAAUAAUGAUAAUAAGACAAGCUGAUACAAAGUCAGUCAGUCAUCAUCUACCGCUUUAUCCUCUGCUAGAGGGUCGCGGGGGGUGCUGUGCCAAUCUCAGCUACAUCGGGCGAUAGGCGGGGUACACCCUGGACAGUUCGCCAGUCCAUCGCAGGGCCACACACAGAUAGAGACAAACAACCAUUCACUCUCACACUCACUCCUAUGGUCAAUUUAGAGUGUUCAAUUUACCUAUCCCCACAUUGCAUGUUUUUGGACUGUGGGAGGAAGCCGGAGAACCCGGAGAGAACCCACGCACACACGGGGAGAACAUGCAAACUCCAUGCAGAAAGGCCCUUGUUCCAACCGGGGCUCGAACCCGGGUCUUCUCGCUGCAAGGCGAGGGUGCUAACCACUACACCACCGUGUGGCCCUGAUACAAAGUCAAUGAUAAAAAAAAAACAACAUCAGCGGUUAAACCCAACCCUGUCUUCUGAUUGGCCAGCUAGAGAGAGACUUCCCUGUGAUUGGCUACUAAGAUGAUUAUUUUCUUAGUGACUCACACCGCACCAACACGUUGAACCAACUUCAUUCAACUGAAUUCCGGCUUUUAGAAUGGUUUGUCGCAGACACGCACGUAGCUUCUUUUAUUCAGUCUGGUGACGCAGAAUUUCGGCUUUUAGAAUGGUUUGUCGCAGAGAUGGUUGUUGUGCUAUUGUCUUCAAAAAAGUGCUCCAAGUGUGACGUGUGCUUCCAGUAUUCAGCCGUUAAGCCCAACCCUGUCUUCUGAUUGGCCAGCUAGAGAGAGACUUCCCUGUGAUUGGCUACUGAGAUGAUUAUUUUCUCAGUGACUCACACCGCACCAACACGUUGAACCUGAUCUUCAACUGAAUUCCGGCUUUUAGAAUGGUUUGUCGCAGACACGCACGUAGCUUCUUUUAUUCAGUCUGGUGACGCAGAAUUUCGGCUUUUAGAAUGGUUUGUCGCAGACACGCACGUAGCUUCUUUUAUUCAGUCUGGUGACGCAGAAUUACGGCUUUUAGAAUGGUUUGUCGCAGAGAUGGUUGUUGUGCUAUUGUCUUCAAAAAAGUGCUCCAAGUGUGACGUGUGCUUCCAGUAUUCAGCCGUUAAGCCCAACCCUGUCUUCUGAUUAGCCAGCUAGACAGAGACUUCCCUGUGAUUGGCUACUGGAAUCAUGUCAGGAAACAGCACUAGCAGUUAGCAUUGAAAAGCUUCAUCACUGUCCCUCGUCGUAGCUCCUUAUGUUUUCAUUGAGAGUCACAAGAAACAGAGACAACUGAACCACCUGCACUACCAUUUUUGACUGGUUUACUAUGGUGGCUUAUGGUUACUUUCUUUCUGUAAGUUAUUGAUUCUGACAUUGCCGGUUUCUUUUGCCCCUGAGCAGAAGAAAUACUGUACUGCAAAUCUUUCAUACCUGUGUGGUCACUAAAGGGUUAACUGUUUUGACUCUGUGAGCAGGAAGAAGUUAUUAAUAAGAGAUAGAGUUUCAAAAAGUAAGGAGCAGAUUUUUGUCGGCGUUGCGACGAGUGUUUCUCUGGUGUUCUGCUACCAGAGCUGGUGUUUUUCUUCCGUGAGGGUUAAGUGAGGUGCUGAUUCUUCUUGGAAUGUCUGGAUCUCCAUGUAAGAAUUUAUAUAUUCAUUUAGUCAUUUAGUAUCCUGGCAGUGAACAUUCAUGAGACGAAGGAACAAAGGGGAAUACAAGGAAACUAAAAGGGACACAGAUGUAUUUUAUUAUUUGUUUUAUAAAAAAGAAGAGCUUUUUUUUUAUUUUACAUUUCAAAAGCUGUUGAGGUUGUUGUCAUUUCCUGUUCAGCUGUAAUAAAGUACAAAUAAAUACUUCACACACAAUGAGACAAAUUUAAGGCGUGGACACAUAGUUUCGACUGAGUCGUGAGCGCCCCCAUGUGCCAAGACAUGCUGAAGCAAAGCAGGCUCACAUAAAACUCCACUCACUCUCCCACACCAAAGUCCAUAGAAAAAAAAUCAGUGAUUUUAACAUCACAGUACACAGUGUUUGUUGAUCCUCUGCUGCCUCCAUCACUAAAUUCAAAUGUCUUAUUUUGUGACUUCAGUGUUUGAAAUCCUUCAUUUAGAUUCACCACAAUGACAAAAACUGACCACAUG
Solea solea (common sole) is the source of this 5954-nucleotide messenger RNA. It is a transcript of the gene tlr2, whose product is annotated as toll-like receptor 2. The transcript has 12 exons. Gene Ontology annotation, cellular component: membrane. Gene Ontology annotation, molecular function: transmembrane signaling receptor activity; protein binding; triacyl lipopeptide binding. The record is from RefSeq and is a predicted model, not a curated record. Lineage: Eukaryota; Metazoa; Chordata; Actinopteri; Pleuronectiformes; Soleidae. Gene Ontology annotation, biological process: inflammatory response; immune response; toll-like receptor signaling pathway. Bases 169 to 2709 code for a protein of 846 amino acids.